AAAGGGGGUUAAGCUUUCAUAGGGGGCCUAGCUUCGUACAUUUGUAUUUGAUGCCUGCCUUGAACAUUUAUCCCCAGGCGAAAUCAAGUACUUUUUUGCAAACAUGAAGGCGGUCAUCUACACAGGAAAGGACACCAUUUCGGUCGAGGAGCGUCCAAAGCCAUCCAUCCUCGAGCCCACAGACGCCGUCGUCAAAGUCCAACACACCACCAUCUGCGGAACAGACCUGCAUAUCCUACAAGGCCACGUCCCGACAUGCACCCCCGGACGUAUCCUCGGCCACGAAGGCGUUGGAAUAGUUGAAUCGGUGGGCAGCGGCGUCACACGCUUUUCGGUCGGCCAACCCGUCCUGAUCUCCUGCAUCACGUCCUGUGGCUCCUGCAAUUUCUGCCGCAAAAACAUGCCCUCCCAAUGUACCACUGGUGGGUGGAUCCUGGGUAACACCAUCGAUGGCACGCAGGCAGAGUACGUGCGGAUCCCCCACGCAACGUUCUCCCUGCAUGCGCUCCCGGCUGGUCUUGACCCUAAAGUGGCCGUGACCUUAUCCGAUGUUCUUCCCACUGCGUAUGAAUGUGGCAUUCUAAAUGGCCAGAUCCAACCCGGGUCAAGUGUUGCUAUCAUCGGCACGGGGCCGAUCGGGCUGAUGGCCCUUCAGAUGGCGCAGAAUCUUUUCGGGCCGUCAACGAUCGCCGUUGUUGGCCGGGGAAAGCCCAGGCUGGACACUGCGAGGGAAAUGGGCGCAGAUCACGCGAUUAGUGUGCUUGGGGGUCCGGCGGAUGCUAUCGCCUCUGGGCUUGCAGUGACAAACAACCAGGGAUUCGACGUGGUAAUCGAAGCAGUGGGGACGAAUGAUUCGUUUGAGCUCGCGCAGGCGUUAGUAGGUCCCGGCGGGACGAUAGCCAGUUUGGGGGUUUUUGGGGAACCCUGUCCUCUACAUUUGGAGGAACUGUGGCAUCGCAAUAUCUGUAUUAGAACACGGCUGGUUGACGCGUGCACGACCCCGGAUCUACUGAAGAUUGUUGAGGCGGGCAAAAUUAGCCCUCACUUUUUGGUUUCGCACAAUUUCCCGUUCGAUCAGAUACACAAGGCCUAUGAAACAUUCCAGGCGCCCUCCAAGUAUGGGUCUCUCAAGGUGGUUAUCAGCAUGUCUGAACUACAGCCCGCCAGUCCAAGGCUGUAGUUUCCGAAAGCAAGUGUAUCCCCUAGAUCCAUAGUCUACUAACAGUUAUACAAUUAUGGCUUUAUGUACACCAAAAGUCUGUCUCUUCACCUAAGGUAGGAUAGGUCUUGGUGCGACUUAGUCAAAUUUUUAAUUAUAUCUUUCUUCAUCUGUUGUGUAAAUCAUCAGUCCGCUUAGAAGAAAGGGGCAAGUGUCGGAAUACAAAAAAAUGUUUACUGGAUUUCAGAGGCUCUAGAUAUUAAAAACGCUAUGCCAACCCCCCAACUCGACCGGGUAAACGAACAACAUCCACCUAAUCGAAGCAACAACGGGAUACAGGCAAUAUCAAGAAGACCACGAGGGUCAAGCAGACUAAAAGUCGCACGAACAGAGCUUAUCUUUCUUUUCCAUACUGGGUAGUUAUACUUAGCUUUGAUGACCCUAGUUGUUUUGUUUUUACCAUGGUAUCUCAAGGCUUUCGUAAAUGGCUUUUGAAAAGUUUAUUCUAAUUUUUGGCAUACCAGUAUUGUUUGUCUAGCAUGGAUUCGUCUCCCACGCGCAACAGGUAUCUGGAGAAGAUAUUGAAAUAUAACCUUCAAACAAUC
Messenger RNA from Aspergillus alliaceus, 1764 nucleotides. RefSeq names its product putative zinc-containing alcohol dehydrogenase. NCBI's taxonomy places the organism in Eukaryota, Fungi, Ascomycota, Eurotiomycetes, Eurotiales, Aspergillaceae. Gene Ontology annotation, molecular function: oxidoreductase activity; zinc ion binding. Bases 104 to 1180 code for a protein of 358 amino acids. The record is from RefSeq and is a predicted model, not a curated record. The transcript is spliced from 3 exons.